AUGAAGGUUGCGGCGCAACUCAAACGCCGUAAUACAUAUAGCGAAAUAUCUUCUAUCCUUCAAAAUUCAACACUAGCUGUCCCCAAGCAACCAACAUCAUCUUGGUGCAGUUCACGAGUCCCAAAACAGGUUGCUCUUACCAUACGAGAGCCACUUCCGGUUGUUCAAAAAGCUGCCCGUCCUCAGCUAUUUGUGAGCACAUCAGACAAUAACAAAAAAAAAGGAAAGGAUUUAUGCACGUCCUCUGUCAUUAGUGAAACAGAUGGUUUUCUUGAUAUGGAAGCUCAAUCAUUGCAAAAAGGAAAAAGAAAAAGAGAUGCAAUAUCUUGCCGAGAGUAUUACUGUUACAAAUUCCAAAUUAGAGAAGAUGAAACAAAUCAGGAUUUAUGUAGAAUCGAAGUCUUGCAAGGGAUUCUUGAUAUAUUAAGAUGUGGAGAAAGGGAAGCUUCAAAUAUUGGAAAGAAAAAUUUCUUACCUGUUGCUUUUAUAGGAGGACCAAGAGACAUGCGUCGACGAUAUAUGGACGCCAUUGCAUUGGUGCAAUACUUUGGAAAACCUGAUUUAUUCAUAACAAUGACAUGCAACCCAUCUUGGCCAGAAAUAAAAGAACAACUACUACUCAAUGAUGAAGUACAAAACAGACCCGAUUUGGUUAGUAGAGUUUUCAGAGCAAAAGUAGAAGAAUCAAAAAAAGAUAUAUUAAAAAGACAAAUUUUUGGAAAGGUUGCUGCUUUUAUGUAUACUAUAGAGUUUCAAAAACGUGGUCUUCCACAUGCUCAUUUCCUUAUUAUACUUGCUAAUGAACACAAAUUGCUAACUCCUGAAUCUUAUGAUAAAUUUGUAUGUGCUGAACUUCCUGAUUCUGUUGUAGAUCAUGAUUUAUACUCAUUUGUUAUCAAACAUAUGAUGCAUGGCCCUUGUGGAAAAUUAAAUCCCACAAAUAGUUGCAUGAAACAAAAAGGUAAGUGCAAAUUCAAAUAUCCAAAAGAUUUUGUUGAACGAACAUCCAAAGGAAAGAAUUCAUAUCCAAUAUACAAGCGGAGAAAAACCAAAGAAUGUGUCAAAAAGAAGGGCAUUUUCCUAGACAAUUCAUGGGUUGUUCCAUAUAAUCCUUUCUUGUUAUGCAAGUAUAAUUGUCAUAUGAAUGUUGAAGUUUGUUCUGAUAUCAAAGUAGUCAAAUAUAUCUACAAAUAUAUUUGUAAAGGACAUGACAAAAUUACUUUUCAAAUGCAUGAUAGUAAUAUAGAUACUGGCGUAGAUGAAAUAAAAGAAUACCAAUCUGGUAGGUGGGUUUCACCUCCUGAGGCAGCCUGGCGAUUAUUUAAAUUUCCAAUCAGUGAAAUGACUCCAUCUGUCUAUCACCUUCAGUUACAUUUACAAGGACAACAAUUUGUUUUCUUUAAGAGUAUUGACAAGGUAGAUAAAAUUCUAAAUAAUCCGACUAUUGGAAAAACAAUGUUAACUGAAUUUUUUGCUAUGAAUAGAACAAACACUGAUGCUAUGCAACUAUCAUUAUUAUAUAAAGAAUUUCCUGAAUACUUUGUAUGGUCAACAAAAGACAAAAUGUGGACACGUCGAAAACAACGUUCUGUUAUUGGCCGUGUUGUAACAUGUCAUCCAACAGAAGGAGAAAGAUAUUACCUUAGAUUAUUACUCAUGAAUGUUAGAGGACCAAAAUCAUAUGAGGAUUUACUUAAAGUAGAUGCUGAAUACUGUAGUACAUUUAGAGAGUCUGCGGAAAAAAGAGGCUUGUUACAUUGUGAUAACAACUUAGUGGAAUGUAUGUCUGAGGCUGUCACUUACCAAAUGCCAUAUAAUUUAAGACGUUUGUUUGCAACAUUACUGGUCUAUUGUAAUCCUGCCAAUCCAGCAGAAAUUUGGAAACAAUUUGAAGCUCAAAUGUCAGAAGACUUUCAAAUUCUACCUAACAUGAAUCCAAAAAAUAUUACUUACCUGACUUUAAAUCAUAUUAAUGACUUUUUGCAUUUGAUGGGACAUGAUAUUAACGAAUAUAAAUUGAUUGCAGAGACAGUAAAAUCUUCAACAGAUGUCACAGAAGCUACUGAAUGUUUGUUUGAGAGAAACAUUAUUGUUGCAGAAGAGGAUUUGUUGCUACAGACAAAAUUAAAUACCCAACAACGAAUAGCAUAUGAUACAAUCCUUGAUAGAAUAUUUUCCAACAAAUCAGGAGCUUUUUUUUUUUUUAUUGAUGGACCUGGAGCAACAGGUAAAACUUUUUUAUAUCGUGCCUUAUUAGCUGUUGUACGCUCAAGAGGUUUUGUUGCCUUAGCAACAGCAAGUUCAGGUGUUGCAGCUUCGAAAUAG
Molecule: messenger RNA, 2325 nt
Organism: Solanum verrucosum
Lineage: Eukaryota; Viridiplantae; Streptophyta; Magnoliopsida; Solanales; Solanaceae
Exons: 4
Coding region: 1-2325 (774 amino acids)
Biological process (GO): telomere maintenance; DNA repair
Molecular function (GO): DNA helicase activity
Source: RefSeq, a predicted model, not a curated record